Molecule: messenger RNA, 5673 nt
Organism: Plasmodium vinckei vinckei
Lineage: Eukaryota; Apicomplexa; Aconoidasida; Haemosporida; Plasmodiidae
Product: transcription factor with AP2 domain(s), putative
Exons: 2
Coding region: 1-5673 (1890 amino acids)
Biological process (GO): regulation of DNA-templated transcription
Molecular function (GO): DNA-binding transcription factor activity
Source: RefSeq, a predicted model, not a curated record
AUGGAUGAUUUUGAAAUAAAUCUAUCACUUGAGAAUUAUUUAGAAGACGAUAAGGUGUUACAUAAUUUCCCUUUAAAAUAUAUAUAUGUAUUAAUAUAUGCUUACAAAAAUUAUUAUUUUAACAUUUAUUUAAAACAAAAAUGUAAAAAUAAACCGAAUAUAAAUUUGAUUGAAGACCUAGCGAAAAAUGCCAAUGAGGAUAAUGUCUUAGACUUACCUUUGAAUAUAUUAAAAAAACGGUAUAAUUAUAAAAAAAAAAAAAAACGCAUUUUGUUUGAUACGUCUGAAAGCAUAAACAGUAAUUUAAGUUUCGAUGAUAAAAAAUAUAAUGAAGAGGGGUCAAACAAAAAAAAAAAUAAAAAUAGUAGCAUACAUGAUCACACUAACCUCAGUGGCAAUGAAAAUACUACUGAUGAAAAUUCUACAAUAAACCCAAAUAACAAUAAUAACAAUAGUAACAUUUCUGUUAUUCGCAGCAAUGGGAAUAACAACAGUAAUAAUAAUUACCUCGCAAGUAAACGCGAGGAGGUUAAUCCAACAAAUUUGAAAAGUAAAGUUUACGGAUUUAGCAAAUAUUAUGAAAACGGCAAAUAUGGUUUACCAAAAUGGCGGAAAAACUUAAAUUUAGCCAAUAAAAAUGAAAACGUAAAUUAUAAUGAAGAAAAUAACGAUGAUCAAAGUGAAAAUUAUUCUGAACACGACAUAAUUUUUUUGAUACAUUAUUUUAUGCACAAAUUUGUUUUUAAUAAAGAUGGAAAAAAAAAAAUUAAAUUAACGAUGAAACAAAAUUUAAUUGAAAAGUUGGAAAAACUCGAAAAAGAAGCAUUGAAAAUGGAAAGUACUGUUAAAAGUAGUAACAACCAUUCUAGCAACGCAGAAAGUUUCGAUAAAAAUGAUAUUACCGAUGUGUGCAAAAAUAUGGAAAACGGCAGUUUUUAUUAUGAACAAGUCAUAAAAAGUGACGAAAAAGAAGAUGAAAAAAAAAAUAAUAUAAAUAAUAAUGAUACAUAUUCUGAAAAAGAUGAUAAAACUAGCCAUAAUAUUAGCGAAAAUGGAAUUUCACUUCCAGAAAAUUGUAAAUCACCUGAACAUUCAUGUAAUAAAAUAAAAAGUGAUGAUACAUCAUGUUUAGCAUACCAUAAUGAUAUUAAAAUGGUAAUAGAAGAAAGUAAAGACAAUGAUAAUAACACGUGUGUAGAUAUAGGAAUAAUUAAAGAUAAAAAUGAUUGGAUUUUGGAAAAAACAGACCAAUCAGAAAAUAACAAUAUAAGUAACAACGACAUUACAAAUAGUAUUGGAAAUAAAGAUCAUACUAAGCUCGAGAGUAGUAAUAAUUCAAUAAAAUGGGGAUGCGAAGGAGAUAAAGCUUGUGAUAAAACACAUAAUGAAUCUGAAUUAGAAAGUUUUAAUGAAGAAAUGGCCAUGGAAAUUGAAAAGAAAAAAAUAUAUGAAAUAAUUGAAAACUAUUUUUAUAAAAAAAAUAUAUUUUUUAAUGUGAAUGAAAUAUUUUAUCCUUUUAGUGAUCAAAAUGUUGACACACGAAAAAAACGAAAAAAUAAAAAUAAAAAAUUAAAUAAGCCACUCCCAAAUGUUAAUAAGUGUGCAAGUGUAAUUGAGGUAUAUGAUAAUAAAUUAUCUGAACAAAAGCAUAUGAAAAACAAAUCCUUACUUUCAAAAUUGAAAAAAGGUUUGAAUUUAUUAUUAAAACAUGAUAAAACAAGGAAAAAAGGGAAAAAUAAAAAUUUUGAAAAUAGCACAAGUUAUAUGAAUAAUAAUUAUGACGAAAAUCAAAAUUAUCAAUUUAAUGAUUUAAAAAGAAUGGAAAGAAAACUAAAGAGUGGAAGAUAUGGUAAAGAUGAAUAUAAUAAGGAAAGUACUAUUUCAAUGGACAAGCUAAAAAAUAAUCAAGAAAAUUUAAAAGCAAAUGUAUUAAAAAAAUGUCUACUGGAUGUAAUAGAUUAUAGCGAAAUGUGUAUGUUUUCAAACAAUGAUAAUAAAAAUAAUUUUGGACAAUUUUCAAAUAAGACAAAAUUUAAUAUAGGAGGAAAUGAGCCUAUAAUAAAUCCAAACUUACAUGAAAAUAAUAUAAAUCAAACAUAUUUAGAUCAUCAAAAUGAUAUAAAUAAUAAUGAUAAUCGAAGAAAUAAUUAUAAUAAUUUUCAAAACAUAAACAAUAGGAUGAUAAAUGGAAUUGAUCAAAGAUAUGGAAACGAAUUAAAUAAUUCACGGCUUUAUAAUAAUAUAUAUGGAAAUGGUCCAGUAAAUAUGCAAAAUCCAAACAUAGGAGAUAAUAGAAAUAAAGAAAUGCUAGGAAAUUAUAAUGUAAAUACAAAUCCUAUGUUUUAUAAUAAUUCAGGAGAAUAUUUAAAAAAUCAUCAAGCACAUCAUGAUGCUAUUCACAAUAACAAUACCGAUAAUAAUACAAAUUUAUUACAAAAUAGAUCUAACUAUUUAUAUAAUGGAAGAAAUAAUACAAAUAUGGAUAAUAAUAUGUAUAACCAUUCUAUGAUAAAUCCAAAAGAUGCAGAAUUUCAUGAAAAAAAUAAAAAUAUGCAUAUGCAAAAUAUGCCAUAUAACAAUAUAUGGCCUACUAAUAUGUAUGGUAUCCCAAAUAUGAAUGGAGAUACUUCAAAUGGAAAUUCUUUUAUACCGUUAGAUCCUAUGAAUAAUCAAAUUGAAAGAAACUGUAAAACCUCUGGGCUUAAUUAUGAUACCAAUGAUAUGACUCACCUUGGCAAUAAACGAAAUAUUGGAAUAUACAAUGGAAUAGAAAAUGAAAAUCGAAUUAAAUCCGAAAAUAUGAAUUAUCUUAAUAAUAAUAUUCCUCCUCCUUAUAUGUAUAAUAAUUAUCAUAUGCCAAUUAUGGAAGGAGAUGGAAUGGAUGUCAAGUUAAAUCAAAGGGGAUGUAGAAGAGGUCGAGGUAGAGGAAGAAUGACUUCAAGGUUAAAUAAUAAUGACUAUAUUUUAGGAACUAAUAUUGCACCACCAAGAGCAAAACGAGGCAGAAAACCACUAGGAAAACAUCUUGGCCAAAAGGGCUCUAGAGGUCGAAAAAGACACGACGAAAUUAGUAAUAUCCCUGAUCCUAAUAUUUUGAAUGGUGAGAAUGAAGAAAAUAAUGAUGAGAAAAAAAACAAUGAGGAAACAGAUGAAUGUAAUGAUCAGACAUUAAAAUAUCACAAUAAAGAUAAUGACGAUGAUGAUGAUGAAAAUAAUGAAAAUUAUGAACCCGAAAUAAAUGGAUACACAUCUAUAACUCAUACUAAUGUGAAUCCUAAUCAUUCAGAAAAUAACACAAGUACUCAGAAUAAUACGACAAAUGGAAAAGAAAAUAAAGAAACAAGUAAAGAAUGUAGUGAAAAUAAAACAUCAAGUUACUUGGAAAAAGAUGAUAAAAAUUAUCUUUCCAUUCAUAAAGAAAAUGAAAAUAAUAAAAAAAAUCCAAAGAGAUUAAGUAAUAGUGAAAAUGAUAAUAGCAGUAAGGAGAGUAUUCACAAUUAUAAUGUAAAUGAUGAUCAAAUUGGUUUGGAAGAUAUUAAUAAAGACGAAGAAAAUCGAAACCCUCUUUAUAUCUCAAACAGUAGUGAAAAUGAUCUGACAAAAUAUAGAUGCACAAAUAAUGAUGAAACAAUUUUAAAUUUGGAAGAAAAUUUAAAUAUGACAUUGAAUAAUAAAGCAAAAUAUUCUAGCCAUUCUAAUCAUGGUAAUCAUAGUUUGAAUAAAGUUGAAAAAAAAAAAAAUAGCGAUAAUAAUAAAAAUUCAAAAUCAUUUUCACAUGAAUCUAUACAAGAUAGCAAACCAAAUUAUUCACAUAAAAAUGGAUAUGUAUUGAGAAAUGCAUAUAGUUAUAUAAAUAGUGGAUUAGGUGAUAAAUUUGAUGGCUCAAUGACUAAUUUUUAUAAUGAUUCAAAUAAAAAUAAGAAUUUGACAAGCUUUCGAAAUAAUAAAAAUCGGUCUCUUCAAGAAGAUGAAUCAGAUGAACCCACAUUUACAAAAAUGGGAUUGACAUCUGAAAAAGAUACUAAACAAACAAAGAUAAAAAAAACAAGAUCAAACUAUAGUACCGUUUUGGGAGUACCUAAUGCGUCUAAUCUUGCAAGUGAUGGAGAUACAAUUGGAUUCGAAAAAUUUAACAGUCCCAAUAAAAAUAAACUUAUAAAUAAUUAUUCUGCUAAUAAUAAUUCAAGUUAUUUAAAAGGAGGUACUUUAAUUUGUAACAAAAUUAGAGUAUUAAAUAAUGACAGAGAUAAUGAAAGAUUGGAUUUCCAAAUUAAUAAACAAACUUAUAAAGCCGAAUAUGGCAUAGAAGAAAAUAAUAAAAAUAAAGGUGGCACUAAAAUAAAAAAUAAUGCAAAACAAUUGUUUGAAAAUUUAGAAGGGAAGCAAAAAGUACUAAAUAAAAAUCAAGGAACAAAAAGACGAGCAAAUAAAAAUGUAUCGAUCGAAGAUGAUGAAGAUUGUAGUUUAGAUGGAAAUUCUGGAAGAGUUAAAAAAUUAAAAAAUGUUGAUAAACAUGAUAUUUAUUUUGAUGAAGAAAAAUAUGAGCAAGCAAGAUAUCUAACAAAUAAUGAAAUGGAUGGUGACGAUUUAAUUGAUGAAUAUGAAAAUGAAAAAGGAACAAAUGGUCAGACAAUGAAAGUAUGCACAAGAAAAAAAUCAAAUCAAAGGGAACAUAAUGAAAAACAAAUAAAUAUUGAAAUUGAUAAAAGUGAAAGUCGAAACAAAAAAUAUAUUAAUAAUACUUUAUGUAAUAGUAAAGAAUCGUUAUAUGGAAGUCCAAUACAAAAUGAAACAAAUUUAGAUCGAGAAAAUUUUAAUUAUGUUUCAAACAUUACGAGUGUGAAUAAAGAAUUAACAAGUAAUGAAACAGAUCAAAAUAAUCGAGAUUGUAGUAUCGAAAAUUUUAGCCAAUUUGAUGAAAAUUAUGAACUAAUAAAAAGUGAAAGAGUUUUAAGGAAUGAACGAAGUAGACGAAGUUCACUUCAACAUGAUGAUCUAAAAAAAAAACAAAAAAAAAAUGAAUACGAACUAAAUGAUAAUCCUAAUAAACUAAAUAGCUCAAGUAGUUAUAAUUGUACUGAUAUAAAAAGUCAAGAUAAUGAUCAAACUGAUGAAAUUGAAUUUUACAAUAAUGAUAAUAUGUAUACUAUAGAAAAAAAAAAAAUAUUUGAAGAUAAUCAAGGCCACAAAGAAUUAAAUAAAAAUGAUGCCGAUAUUUGUAAUGACGAUGAAAAUGUAAAUGAUAUCAAUGAAAUUGAUUCCAUUAAUAGUAAGAGAAAAGGAAGAAGACCAAAUACUACAAUUUUAAAAACCGAUAAAGUAAACAUAUCUCAAGAUAAAGACUCAAAUAAAAACUUUGAUGAAACAUUCAUUUUAAACAAAGAACUUGACACAACCAAGGUCACUGAUUCAAAAAGACGAACCAAAGCUUCCAAAAGACACCAAGAUUUAAAUUUCAGGGUUGAGAAAAUUGAGACUGGCGCGUAUAAUGAGAAUGGAGAGAAGGUUUCCGGCGUUUGGUACGACACAAACCGAAGACUAUGGCGUGUAAUGUACAUCGAAAACGACAAGCGAAAGACUCGGGGCUUUUCUCCGCGAAUCUACGGAUUCAAUGCUGCAAGAGACAUGGCCGUUCAGCUCAAAUAUGAAAUGAACAAGAAAAAUAAAAAAUAA